UAAGUCGCGUCUGUCAUUUGCCGACAGCCGAUGAGAUCAAGCCAUUUUAUCUUGGUAAUGUAUCCGAUUAUAUGACCAAGUGACAACCCCGUCAUGUUUUACUUUUUUUUAUCAAGAUUAUUUGGCCUAUGACAUAAAUACUGUUAUCUAAAAGUUACCUUGAAACAGAGACAUACAAAAGCAUUUCCAACAACUGUGCGAAGCAUGAGUGAUAAAUUUAGGCUGCCACCGCGCUAUGGAACCGGUGAGAAAAGUGUGUGGGUUGAAUACAUCCAACUGGUAGCAGAAGUAAAGCCAAAGCUGAACCUUGGGCAAGGGUUUCCAGACUUCCCUGCCCCGAGCCAUGUCCCGAAGGCUUUAGCAGAAGUCACCACUUCGGAUGACCCUCUACUAAAUCAGUAUACCAGAGGAUUUGGUCAUCCAAGACUGGUACAAAACUUAUCCAAACUGUAUUCCCCAUUGAUCGGCAGGCAAAUAGACCCUAUGAAUGAAAUAUUGGUGACUGCUGGGGCAUACGGUGCCCUUUAUUCGGCCAUUUUAGGCCACGUGGAAGAUGGAGACGAGGUAAUUGUCAUUGAACCAUUCUUCGACUGCUACGAAGCUAUGAUCAAAUGUGCCGGUGGCGUCCCAAAGUUCAUUGCUUUGAAACCGAAUAAAAUACACGAGGACAUGACGGCAGCAGAUUGGGUGUUGGACUACAAAGAGUUGGAGUCCCUAUUCAGUGAUCGCACGAAGAUGUUCAUCCUGAACACGCCUCACAAUCCCCUGGGGAAGGUAUUCACCAGGCAGGAGUUGGAGAAGAUAGCAGACCUGUGCAAGAAGUACAACGUGCUGUGUUUGUCGGACGAAGUGUAUGAGUGGAUGGUGUUUGAACCAUUUCAGCAUAUUCGCAUAGCAACAUUACCAGACAUGUGGGAGCGCACCAUCACAAUCGGCUCAGCCGGAAAAACGUUCUCCGUCACCGGCUGGAAGGUCGGCUGGGCGUACGGCCCGGCCAACCUGCUUCGGAACUUACAAGUCGUUCACCAAAAUUGUAUAUAUACUCACUGUACUCCCGUUCAGGAAGCAAUCGCCCGCUCCUUAGAAUUCGAAAUGGCCAGAUGGAAAACUCCAGAGUGCUACAUGUUCUCGAUAGCUAAGGAACUGACGUCGAAGCGGGACAUGCUGAACCGGAUACUGAAGGAUAACGGGUUUAUAACCACACCCCCUGAUGGAGGAUACUUCAUACUGGCUGACUGGACUAAAUUAGGAAACAAAUUAGAUCUGAGCACUGAAAAAGACGAAUUCAAAGAUUAUAGAUUCACGAAGAAAUUUGCAAAGGAAGCUGGCAUUCUCGCCAUUCCAAUGUCGGCUUUCUAUUCUAAGGAGCAUAAAAACCUCGGAGAAAAUUACGCUCGAUUUUGCUUUAUAAAGAAAGAUGAAAAUCUAGCCUUAGCUGAAAAGUUGCUUCAAGAGUGGAAACGACGUUAGAUUACGACGAUAGGUACCUACUUACUGUAUUUUAAUAACUACAUAAAAAGUUAAAAGAAAAAGUUAAACUCGUACAGCAUCUGAUUCCUAGGUUGACGAAGAAAGGUCCUGUCAGAAGAGUUUUUUUAUGAUCCUCGAUACUUACAAAUUUAGAAGUUGCAAUGACAGUUAUUUCAGUAGAUUUUUCUUUCUUUAUUUGAAAACGUUCUUAUUGUGAGUAAAAUAUUUCCUAGUACUGUAAUGUUUAAUAUUUAAUUAAGAAGAUAUGAAAGUAAAAUAGAUUGUCCAACCGA
This is a messenger RNA of Amyelois transitella, 1763 nucleotides long. Its product is annotated as kynurenine aminotransferase. The record is from RefSeq and is a predicted model, not a curated record. The coding region runs from base 205 to 1470 and encodes 421 amino acids. Gene Ontology annotation, biological process: biosynthetic process. Gene Ontology annotation, molecular function: pyridoxal phosphate binding; L-kynurenine:2-oxoglutarate transaminase activity. NCBI's taxonomy places the organism in Eukaryota, Metazoa, Arthropoda, Insecta, Lepidoptera, Pyralidae. Gene Ontology annotation, cellular component: cytoplasm; mitochondrion. The transcript is spliced from 10 exons.